CUCUCUGGUAGCAUUUACUACAUUCAAGCCAAUCCUAACACUGGGACUGUUUGACGUUAAGAAGACAUUUAGUGAGUUUUGUUCUUCUAUUUUAUGCAAUAAAUAAAGAAAAUAGUUAUAUUUCAAGAUGACUAUGGCUAUGCUUCAACGAAGAGCUAAUGUAAGGCUACCUCCAGAAGUAAACAGGGUAUUGUAUAUAAGGAAUUUGCCUUAUAAAAUUACCGCUGAAGAAAUGUAUGAUAUUUUUGGCAAAUAUGGAGCUAUUAGACAGAUUAGGGUGGGUAAUACUGCUGAAACUAGAGGAACAGCUUUUGUUGUGUACGAGGAUAUAUUUGAUGCCAAGAAUGCUUGCGAUCAUUUAAGUGGAUUUAAUGUUUGUAAUAGAUACCUGGUAGUUUUAUACUAUCAAAGUAAUAAAGCAUUUAAAAGAGUUGAUGUUGAUAAGAAGAUGGAAGAAAUAGACAAGUUGAAAACAAAGUAUAAUUUGAAUGAGGAAAAAAAAUAAUAUAAUUCUAUUCAUAAAUUUAAUUAAAAUAUGAAAGUAAUCCAUUUUGUGAUACAAGCUAUUUAUUUUGCAGAAAUUUCUUUUUAUAUAUUAUCAUUAUAUAUUAUCAUUAUAAAGUAAAUCUAUAAAUGUUGUAGAUGUAUCAAUAAAUGAUUUUAUCUAUCAUAA
This is a messenger RNA of Frieseomelitta varia, 673 nucleotides long. RefSeq names its product splicing factor 3B subunit 6 (gene Sf3b6). The transcript is spliced from 3 exons. Gene Ontology annotation, cellular component: ribonucleoprotein complex; nucleus; cytoplasm. The coding region runs from base 128 to 505 and encodes 125 amino acids. Lineage: Eukaryota; Metazoa; Arthropoda; Insecta; Hymenoptera; Apidae. The record is from RefSeq and is a predicted model, not a curated record. Gene Ontology annotation, molecular function: mRNA binding.